UGCAGUCAUGGUGAGUCUGCAGAGAAGAGCAAACAACGGGGCAGACCAAGGUUUCAGCAUAGGCUAUGGCUUAUUUGGACGAGCUGGAUCCACUUGUCCCAACAUUCGACUGGUGAUACUGUGUCUGGGACUUCUGAAUGCUGUUCUGCUGAUAGUUGCUGUUGUGAUUGGGAUAAACUGUGCCAAAGUUAAAGGGAGCUCCUCUGAGGUGAUCCACUCAGCUGCAACACAGCUCAUCAGCGAGCUGAAGGAUCUCAGGAGCAACCACAGCGACAUGCUGGAGGCCACAGAGGAGGCCAAGGAGGAGUUAAGGAGUGCCAUCAAAAACUACACACGUGUAAAGGCGACAACUGAGCAGCUUGCGGCCAUCAAUAAGGGUUAUCAGAGACAGAUAGAGACCCUACGAUUGGAGAAGAAAAGUCUGCAGUCUAAUAUAUCACUUUUAGAGGGAACCUGUGGUAGAUGUCUCCCAAACUGGGCUCUUCACAACUCCUCCUGCUAUUAUUUUUCUUGCCUCAAAUCCCCUUCUGUCAAAAAGACCUGGCAUGAGAGCAGAGAGGACUGUAUUAGUCGAGGAGCCGACCUGGUUGUGAUUGACAACCAGAAGGAGCAGGAAUUUGUGACUGAAGGCAUCAAAAGUUUUUUCAGCCCCAGGGGCGGCUGGACGAGGGGAUCGUGGAUCGGCAUCACUGACAUAGAGAAAGAGGGGACAUGGGUCUGGCUUAAUAAUGUCACUGAGGUGGAAAAACGGUACUGGAUGGAUGGAGAACCAAACAACCACGGAGUUCAGGGAGAGAAUUGUGUUUGUAUUAUUUACAGUUCCAAGAAUCCCUGGAAAACCUGGUUUGAUGCAAAAUGCGAUGAACAUGAGGUACACUGGAUAUGUGAAAUGCCAUCAAAGUAGUCUCUCUACACAUUAAGAUGUGUGCUAUGUCUCUGGGCAUUUUGUUUUCAUCUCUAUACUCUUAUACUGUUUAGAUCUUUAUAUUUUCCUUGCGUUAACAUUGCAUGUUUACUUAUAACUUGACUGAUUCCAAUCAUGUUCUGCUCAAGAUUAUAUUCUACCAGAAUAAAACUAUGUCAGAAGAGCAAAAUAUUGGGAAACAACAUACUAACAAUAGCAGGGCAACAUAUAUAUAUAUAUAUUGACAACAUUAAAGAAGGGCUGCAUGUGUAAUA
Molecule: messenger RNA, 1179 nt
Organism: Paralichthys olivaceus (Japanese flounder)
Lineage: Eukaryota; Metazoa; Chordata; Actinopteri; Pleuronectiformes; Paralichthyidae
Product: CD209 antigen-like protein E
Biological process (GO): biological process involved in interspecies interaction between organisms
Cellular component (GO): external side of plasma membrane
Molecular function (GO): D-mannose binding; fucose binding
Source: RefSeq, a predicted model, not a curated record